Nerophis lumbriciformis (worm pipefish) is the source of this 897-nucleotide messenger RNA. NCBI's taxonomy places the organism in Eukaryota, Metazoa, Chordata, Actinopteri, Syngnathiformes, Syngnathidae. The record is from RefSeq and is a predicted model, not a curated record.
AUGAUGUCCUACAUAAAACAACCCCAUUACACCAUGAAUGGGUUAAAUUUGCCCGGCCCGGGGAUGGACGUGCUGCACACAACCGUCGCUUAUCCCUGCCCAAUUGCCACACCCAGAAAGCAGAGAAGGGAGAGGACCACCUUCACUAGAACGCAAUUGGACAUCCUGGAGGCCCUGUUCUCUAAAACCCGCUACCCGGACAUCUUUAUGAGGGAGGAAGUGGCCCUCAAGAUUAACCUGCCUGAGUCACGCGUGCAGGUGUGGUUCAAGAACCGUCGUGCCAAGUGUCGUCAGCAGCAGCAGCAGAGCAGCGGGCAGUCCAAACCCCGCCCCCCCAAGAAGAAGGCCUCCCCGGUGCAGGAGACCAGCGCCCCCGAUCCCGUUCCCAACCCGUCCGGCUCGUUCAGCCCGUCGUCGGCCCAGUCGGGCCCCGGCCUGGUCCAGAGCUCCGGUAGCGGAAACACGGCGGUGUCCAUCUGGAGCCCGGCGAUCUCCCCGCUCCCCGACCCCCUGGCCUCCUCCACGGCACCCUGCAUGCAGCGGCCCUCCCCUUACCCGAUGAGCUACGGCCAGCCGUCAGCCUACGGUCAAGGCUACGCUAGCACCACCUCUUACUUCACGGGCUUGGACUGCAGCGCCUACUUGUCCCCCAUGCACUCGCAGCUCUCGGGCACCGGCGGCGCUCUCAGCCCCAUCACCGUGCCCUCCAUGGGGGGCUCCCUCAGCCAGUCCCCGGCCUCGCUGUCUUCACAGGGCUACAGCACCGCCUCCUCCCUGGGCUUCACCUCGGUGGACUGCCUGGACUACAAGGACCAGCAGGCCUGGAAACUGGGAUUCACAACAAUGGACUGCCUGGACCAUAAGGACCAAAACUCCUGGAAGUUCCAGGUCCUCUAG